Messenger RNA from Anopheles cruzii, 794 nucleotides. RefSeq names its product 28S ribosomal protein S7, mitochondrial (gene mRpS7). Gene Ontology annotation, molecular function: structural constituent of ribosome; rRNA binding; mRNA binding. Gene Ontology annotation, cellular component: ribosome. Lineage: Eukaryota; Metazoa; Arthropoda; Insecta; Diptera; Culicidae. The coding region runs from base 82 to 762 and encodes 226 amino acids. Gene Ontology annotation, biological process: ribosomal small subunit assembly; translation. The record is from RefSeq and is a predicted model, not a curated record. The transcript is spliced from 2 exons.
GAGAAAGUUUCUUGCGUCGGGAAUCAAUGAAAAACGCUUGAAAUGUUGUUUUAAUAAAAAGUGUUAAUAAUAUUAUCCAAAAUGUUACGAAGACUUGCUUGCAGCUUUGUGCAGAGCCACACGAGACGGUUAAUCGUGCCGGCAGCUCACAUGUCGCAGUAUGGCCCUCACUUCAUCGAACCCGUCGUUGAUAAGAAACAAAUAGAUGCCUUGAAGGAGUCCGGCGAUCUGGCGAAAUUGGCCCACGUCCCGAUCAAGGCGGCACUGAGUAGCCAAAACACGUCCGUAUUCUACGAUCCGCUCGUCAGCCAGUUCACGAAUUAUGUAAUGAAGCAGGGCAACAAAGAGCUAUCCCGUGGACUGGUCGAAAAGGGAUUCGAAAAUAUUAAGCGAUUGCAGCUGGAACGUUACCACCUGGCCGAGAGCGAAGAGGAGCGAGCCAAAAUUGAACUAAACCCGAGAAAGCUGCUACAUCAGGCAGUGGAGAAUUGCCGCCCUUUGCUACAACUAACGCCGAUCAAGCGUGGCGGUGUUCGGUACCAAGUGCCGGUGCCAGUAACGGAGAAACGUUCCUACUUUCUCGCUAUGAAAUGGCUACUGGAGGCAGUUCGUGAGAAGGAACGGACAGUACACUUUCCGGAGAAAAUGGCCUGGGAGGUGCUAGACGCCGCCGCCAACCAGGGUAAAGUGGUGAAACGGAAGCAUGAGCUGCAUCGACAGUGUGAGGCGAAUCGAGCCUACGCCCACUACCGGUGGAGCUAAAUUGGGCAUCGCGUACGAUGAAGAUCCUAACC